Molecule: messenger RNA, 1071 nt
Organism: Limulus polyphemus (Atlantic horseshoe crab)
Lineage: Eukaryota; Metazoa; Arthropoda; Merostomata; Xiphosura; Limulidae
Exons: 4
Coding region: 148-627 (159 amino acids)
Source: RefSeq, a predicted model, not a curated record
UUGCGGAAGAUUGUUUUAUGUUGAGAUAGGUUGUUGGAGUACUCGUUCGUGAUUGCUUAGAAAACUAUUUGUCUGAAAAUCAUACAAGAACUAUAUCGGAGGAAUGAAUAGUUAGUUCCAUAAAAAAAAAGGGGGAAUCAGAAAGAAAUGGAUUUUUCAAUUCAAUUGUGGAUGAUUUUAAUGAUCCUUGUUUUAACUAAAGUUUCCUCUUCCUUAAAGAUCUUGUCCCUCGACGUUCCCCAGACUGUACCACGAGGCCGAGAAGUUCGAUUGACUUGUUCUUAUGACCUGGAAGGAGAAAAGCUUUAUUCUGUCAAAUGGUAUCGAGACGAUAUGGAGUUCUUCAGAUUUGUACCUCGUGAUGAACCUAAGCAACUUUACUUCCCGUUAGAAGGAAUCACGGUUGACUUUUCAAGGUCCACGAAACAGUCCAUCUACAUUCAGAAUGUUCAAGAAGAGACAGGAGGCAAGUUUCGUUGUGAAGUCUCAGCAGAUGCUCCGUUUUUCAAGACUGCAGCAGCAGAACAAUGGAUGGCAGUACAAGAUACCUCUGGUGCCCCACGAGCUUCUUCUCUCCAGGGAGUGCUACCAGUGGCUUUACUGGCAGCUUUUUACUCUAUUUUUUAACCAGAAAUUUUUGUUUGGCCUAAUUAGGCUCAAAUCCUCUUUGUAUGUCAAAACUUAAGAGGAAAAAAGUGGAACUGAGAGAGGGGGCAAACCGAAAAGAAUAAAAAAUGGUGAAAAAAGACGUAGCUUGAUCAGUUGUGACGUCUUUUUUGGAGAACUUCCCAUUUUCAUAAGCCAGUGUCAAAAUUUUCUUCGCUGUGUGAUGUCAUCUUCUAGAAUGAUGGACAAUAAGUUUUAUUCUUGGUUAUCAUAGAAACGAAUUUCUUUAGUUAAAUUCAUUGAACGACAGAAAUAUGGUAAACCAAGAGUAUUUCUACUAUACUGAUAUUUGUGCCUAUUGUCUAUUGACCUUUAACGUGUUUAUGAGUAUUCUAGAAAAAAAAAACAUGUACCUUCUGAUGUUGCUUUUAAAGCUUUUCACUGGGAAAUAAUCGAUUUGUUGAG